CCAGAUGUUCCCAAUUGCCUUUGCUGUUGUUGAGGCUGAGACUAGAGAUUCAUGAGAAUGGUUUGUGUCCCUAUUACUGGAUGAUCUGAACACAAUACAAUCAAGGAGGUGGUCAUUUAUUUCAGAUCAACAGAAGGGCUUGGUUCCCACCUUAGCAGCAUUGAGUGAAGAUGUGGACCAUAGAGUAUGUGUUAGGCAUGUUUAUGGAAACUGGAGAAAGAAGUAUCCAGGAGAGGAAAUGAAAAAUGCACUAUGGUCAGCUGCUAGAUCAUGCACUGUGCCUCAAUUUGACAGGGCAAUGCAAAAGCUUAAGGAGAUGAAUGAAGAAGCAUGGAAGGAUCUAUGUGAGAUACCUCUUAAGCAGUGGGCAAAAGCACAUUUUAGUACUCAUUCUUUGUGUGACCUGCAAGUGAACAACAUGUGCGAAGCUUUCAACAUGGCAAUUCUGGAACACAGGGAUAAACCCAUCAUAUCACUCAUUGAAGGCCUAAAGCACUACAUCAGCUCUCGGAUUGUGAAGCAGAGGGACUUAAUGUUGAGGUACAAGGGAAACAUAUGCCCCAUGAUUCAGGAGAAAUUGGAGGCUCACAAGUUAGCAGCACAAAACUGGGCACCACAUUGGAAUGGUGAUACCCUUAAUUCAAAAUUUGAGGUUACAGAUGGGACUAACAAGUAUCGUGUGGAGCUGGCCAAAAAUCAUUGUGCAUGUAGGAGAUGGGAUUUGACAGGUAUCCCAUGCUGCCAUGCUAUUCCUUGCAUGUGGCAUAACCGUACUCACCCUGAAGAAUAUGUGGACAACUACUAUAGGAGAGAUACUUUUCUGUCCACUUAUGCAUAUAUAAUUGAACCAAACAAUGGUCCCAUACUCUGGCCUGUCAGUGAUCUGACACCACUAAAUCCACCAUAUGUGAGAAGGGCACCUGGAAGACCUAAGACUCAAAGAAACAAAAAGAAUGAUGAGCCCAGGAAUCCCUACAAGCUUGCAAGGAAUCAGACCAAGGUUAAGUGCAGUAGGUGUGGAAAGUGGGGUCACAAUAUAAGAACUUGUGGAGGGAAAACUGGUGCGGAUAGGGAAAUAGAGAAAGGGGGGAACAAGCAAAACUCAAAGAAGACUCACCCAAAACCUAGAACAAGAAGUGCAAGGACUGCUGAUGCACCUCUAAAGCCUACAUACAAGCCUGCUGCAAAAGGAAAGAGGAAGACUAAAGCAAGUGAGCCUACUGCUUCUCAGCCAAUGACAGCUCAAGCUAAUGGAAGUCAGGCAAAUGCAUCACAACCACAAUCUCAAGCUAAUGGAAGUCAGCCAAAUGCAUCACAACCACAAUCUCAAGCUAAUGGAAGUCAGCCAAAUGCAUCACAACCACAAUCUCAAGCUAAUGGAAGUCAGCCAAAUGCAUCACAACCACAAUCUCAAGCUAAUGGAAGUCAGCCAAAUGCAUCACAACCACAAUCUCAAGCUAAUGGAAGUCAGCCAAAUGCAUCACAACCACACUCUCAAGGUAGCACAAUUACAGCUUCAUUACCACCAGCUGGUGUAGCUAGAAGGGGAAGAAAGAGAUCAAGAGCUGGACUAGGAACACAAGAGAGCACAAGCUGAAUGGGAAAGUGCUUUGUUGUUUCUGCAUUUUGUAUUUUGUUUCUAUGUACUUGGGAAGCCAAACUAGUAUGGCCUAUGAUUAUUGAUAUUUUGGUAUGGCCUUGUAUGACCUUGUAACUCUGCACUUUAUUUUGAUACUAUUAGUUAAGUGUAGACCUUUAUUGUUCAAGUUUAAAUGUAGACAAUUUAAAGCUUGGUUAA
Lotus japonicus is the source of this 1798-nucleotide messenger RNA. RefSeq lists its product as uncharacterized. NCBI's taxonomy places the organism in Eukaryota, Viridiplantae, Streptophyta, Magnoliopsida, Fabales, Fabaceae. The transcript is spliced from 4 exons. The record is from RefSeq and is a predicted model, not a curated record. The coding region runs from base 239 to 1597 and encodes 452 amino acids. Gene Ontology annotation, molecular function: zinc ion binding.